Messenger RNA from Eimeria mitis, 603 nucleotides. RefSeq lists its product as uncharacterized. Lineage: Eukaryota; Apicomplexa; Conoidasida; Eucoccidiorida; Eimeriidae. The coding region runs from base 1 to 603 and encodes 200 amino acids. The record is from RefSeq and is a predicted model, not a curated record. The transcript is spliced from 2 exons.
AUGGCCGAAAUCGCUGCUGCUGCUGUCGCUGCAGCUAGCGAAGCAGCAGCAGCAGCAGCUGCUGCUGCUGCUGCUGCGAAAGAACUCUUGCGGGCCGUUCCUGGGGAAGAUGACGCCGCUUGGGAGCUGCAGCAGCAGCAGCACGAAGAGACGGUGCAGCAGCAGCAGGAAGAAAUUGCCCAGCUGCGUCAGCAGCAGGCGCGCAUGCAUCUCGAAGCAGAGAAGGAACUUAACAGCAGCAGCAAGAGCAGCAGCAAGAGCAGCAGCAAGCAGCACCGCCGUCUCCGUCUUGCUGCUGCAGCAGCCACGGACCCAGCAGCAGCAAGCAGGUCUUCUAAAGGAGCUCAACGCCAUAGCGUCAGCAGCAGCGGGAGGAGCAGCAGCGUAGAUACAGUCGAGACCAUCAGCAGCAGCAGCAGCAACGAGAGCAGCAGCAGCUCCAGCGAGAGCAGCAGCAGCAGCAGCAGCAGCAGCACAAGCGAUGAAUCCGAAGAGUCAGCGGGGCAGGAGGGGCCGCAGAAGCGCGACGGGGAGCAGCAGCACAGCAGCGCGGGGAAGGGGACGAAGGAGCUGUGGCAGCAGCCGCGACAACCGCAACGCUGA